CAGUGCUACAGAUGAUGUCAGGAUUUGGUGCCAUCGUUUUUAUCUCUUUCUUGCUCUGAUUGUUGUAUUUUAAAGAGAAGAUGGCUUCAGGGGGGAAUCAAAGGGAGAAGCGUGCUAAAGAGGACACGGUGGAGAGUCUUGCUGAGGUCUUUCGAUGUUUCAUCUGUAUGGAAAAACUUCAUGAUGCAAGACUUUGUCCACAUUGCUCGAAGCUCUGCUGUUUUUCCUGUAUUGGGCGCUGGUUGACAGAACAGAGGUCUCAAUGUCCACACUGCAGGGCCCCUUUACACCUGCACGAGCUGGUGAACUGCAGGUGGGCAGAGGAAGUCACCCAGCAGUUAGACACCUUACAACACCGUCCCCCGAAGAACAAGCCAGAGGACUCCGGCAAAGACACGUGUGAGAUUCAUAAAGAUAAGCUGAGUGUGUACUGCUGGACCUGUAAACUGUGCAUCUGUCAUCAGUGUGCCCUGUGGGGAGGAACUCAUUCGGGUCACACAUUCAAACCCCUAGACAGUGUCUAUGAUGAACACGUGAAGAAGAUCGAUGAAGAACUCAAUCAGCUUAAGAGACGGCACAUAGAACUCAUCAGCUUAGUACAAGAUGUUGAGCGUAAUGUGGAGAGUGUUAAAAAUGCCAAAGAUGAGCGUGUACGAGAGAUUCGAAAUGCAGUGGAGUUGAUGAUAGCCCGCCUGGACACACAGCUCAAGAGCAAGAUACUCACACUUAUGGCUCAGAGAGGUCAGCAGACUCAGGAAACUCAGCUGCUAGAGUCGUUGAUUCAGGAGGUCCAACAUCAGAUUUCCAUCUGUGGCAAGAGCGAACUCAUCAAGAAAAGCUCAGAACUGCUACAGAUGUUCCAUCAGGUGCAUCGCAAACCCAUGGCCUCCUUUGUCACAGCACCUGUGCCAGCAGACUUUACCAGUGAGAUAGUACCCCAGUAUGACUCCAGCACUUUUGUUAUGAACAACUUCAGCUUGUUACAACAGAGGGCAGAUCCUGUAUACAGUCAGCUGCUGAGUGUCUCAGGGCUUAGCUGGAGGCUCAAAGUUUACCCGGAUGGCAAUGGCGUGGUCAGGGGGAACUACUUAUCUGUAUUUCUAGAGUUAUCUAAUGGCCUACUGGAGACAUCUAAGUAUGAAUAUCGUGUGGAGAUGGUUCAUCAAGCUUCCCGAGACUCCAGUAAGAAUAUUGUCCGUGAGUUUGCCUCAGAUUUUGAGGUAGGGGAGUGCUGGGGCUACAACAGGUUCUUCAGACUGGAUCUCCUGGCUAGCGAAGGUUACCUCAGCACCGAGAAUGACACUCUUAUCUUACGUUUUCAAGUCCGCCCACCUACUUUCUAUCAAAAGUGUAGAGACCAGCAAUGGUAUGUCAACCAAUUAGAGGCUGCUCAAGCUCGACAUAUCACUCAGAUUAAUGAUCUCAAGGAGAGAUUGGCGUUAGAACUGUCCCGUAAUCAACACCGUCCCACAGGAAGGAGAGGACUGGCGUCACCUGCAGAAUCUCCAUUGCCACCCGUGGAGCUUCAAUGUAGUGAGACACCAACCCCAAACUUAGCUGUUCCCCUCCCCACUAGGGGACGUGCGGGUCAGUGUGCAGAGCUUGAGGUAGAGCGGGGUCACACAGCAGCUCUGGAGGAGGAAGAUGGGGGAGAUUCAGACAGUAGCGGAUCUCUCACGCAGGAGGAAAUCAGCGACACUGAGAUAGAGGAUGCCAUAGAUGUGGUGGAAGAUGCCCCAGGGGAGGCCCAUACAGACACAGGGGUGCGGGGUACACCACUCGACAACAGCAAUGAGGAAAAUGACAUUGAUGAGGAAACAAUGUCUGUAGACAAUGAUGUAGAAAACAGUAUUAACUGGGGAGAGCUGGAGUUAGAGGCACUGGGGAUUCCCCCACGGCGACGCCCACAGGGUCAGCCUGCCCAGACAGACAGCAGCAGCACCCGUGGUGAGGGUACAGAUGACGAGACGGUCCUGUUACAGUUUCUGAGGGACAGAACCACUACCCCUGAGAGACGAUGGACCCUCCCCUCACACACAGACCUCCUGCUGUCAGAAGCAGCAGGUUCCAGCACAGGUUCAAAGUCCUCUUCCAACUGGUUGGUUAACAUUGCCAUGAACCUGGCUAGAGAAUCCACCAAGCACAAAGACAGUGCUGGCACUACAGGUAGUAGUUCAUGUGCCCAGGACGGCACUACUUCAGCUCGGGACCGUAACAACCUGGUUCAGCAGUUCCUGUCUCCUGGAGAUGUCCUGGAGCAAAUACAGGCCCGCUUCACUGAACUAACAGCCACCACAAUGGCUGCCGCAGAUUCAGCUGUGACGAGUGAGAAUGAGGCCAAAGCCAAAGUGAAGCACGUUUCUGCAACAGACAAGAAAUCAGGUAAGAAAUCUAAGUCCGCCAUUAGUGCUAUAGUCCAACCCCUGCGGAACUCUCUGGAUGAUAAGCCCUGCCCGGUUUCUGAGCCCUUGGUGGGGAAGAAAGGGAAGAACAUUGGAGCAGCUGCUCUGUCAGAUGAGGAUAAUGAGAAUACAGAGAAUGACCCCGAGCUUGAGCAGUUCCCUAACUCUGAUCUCUCUUCUUCAUUCCUCUCCCUGCCAUCGAGCCCCACACCAAGGAUGAGGCGGAAGAAAAUUGACAAGAGCAAUAUACACAUCCAGAAGCCUUUCACACAGGACUCUGGCGAGUUAAAUGUGAGGCCAGAGGAGGGAGAUCAAGACGAACUGGAGCAGUAUCCGUGUUCUGACCUGUCAGCAUCAUCACUUCUCUCCAUCAAAUCUACCACUGCCGCACGUUCAAGGUGAAUCUACGUGUAUACAAUGUAACGUUGUGAAAUGAUCGUGAACGAGGAGUAAGAUGCAAACCAAGAAAAUGAUGAUUCAUUCGGCUCAUUGUCAAUUCCCACAUUCCGUCAUGGCAAAAUAGAGCCUAUAAAAACAUAUGCUCAUAAUUAAACAUGGCAGGGUUGGUUGGGCAUGAGCUGCAGGCUUUGAAGUGCCUUUAGAGGAGACCGCCCCAAGGCCUGUGACCCAUGAACCUGGCC
Messenger RNA from Liolophura sinensis, 3043 nucleotides. RefSeq names its product E3 ubiquitin-protein ligase TRIM37-like. The transcript is spliced from 22 exons. Gene Ontology annotation, molecular function: zinc ion binding; tumor necrosis factor receptor binding; ubiquitin protein ligase binding. Gene Ontology annotation, biological process: aggresome assembly; protein autoubiquitination; protein monoubiquitination. Gene Ontology annotation, cellular component: peroxisomal membrane; aggresome. Bases 81 to 2804 code for a protein of 907 amino acids. The record is from RefSeq and is a predicted model, not a curated record. NCBI's taxonomy places the organism in Eukaryota, Metazoa, Mollusca, Polyplacophora, Chitonida, Chitonidae.